Molecule: messenger RNA, 3664 nt
Organism: Ictalurus punctatus (channel catfish)
Lineage: Eukaryota; Metazoa; Chordata; Actinopteri; Siluriformes; Ictaluridae
Gene: rest
Product: RE1-silencing transcription factor
Exons: 4
Coding region: 249-3224 (991 amino acids)
Biological process (GO): regulation of gene expression
Cellular component (GO): nucleus
Source: RefSeq, a predicted model, not a curated record
GGCACAAGGCAGGGGACACCCUGGACGGGGUGCCAACCCAUCGCAGGGCACAAUCAUUCACACUCACACACCAAUGCACACAUUACCGACAGUUUAGAGAUGCCAGUCAGCCUAUGGUGCAUGUUUUUGGACUUGGGGAGGAAACCAAAUUACCCGGAAGAAACCCCCCGAAGCACGGAGAGAACAUGCAACUCCAUGCACAUGGGACGGGGCGGGAAUCGAACCCUCAGCUCUGGAGCUGAUUGAGCAUGGCCUCCCAGACAGCGUUUAAUCUCUGCACGGAUGACUUUGUGACAACUGGAGACGCUUCACUGCCAGAGGAACCUGGUACAGAGCUUCCCAUGCCUCAACCUGUGGUGCUGGCCAACGUGGCCCUAAAUACAGAGUCACCACCAGAGGAGGACAAGCAGAUGGCAGAACUGAUAAACGUCGGAUGCUGUGGCUACUCAGACAGCGAGGACGAGAACGUGGUCCACUACGGCUUCGAUGAUGCGGCUGAAAAUGUGGACGAAGGGACCGGGAUGGGAGAAAACACAGUAGAAAAAGUCCUCGAAACUACUGAGACGAUGCCAACUGACCUUUCAAAGAAAUCUCCUGAAACAGAACCUUCCGCAAAGCCUAAACAAAGUUCUGUUGCUGCGCCAAUUGCGGCAACAGAACCUGCAAAGAAAAAGAAGAAGCCGUUCUACUGCAAGCCAUGCCACUUUCAAGCUGAGUGUGAAGAGGAAUUUGUCCAGCACAUCCGCGUCCACAGUGCUAAAAAACUGAUUGCAGAAAAGGCAGGAAGUGGAAAUUCGGAUGACGAAUCAAAUCAGGCACAGCAAAAAUCUGCAGAAAACUGUGUCAAGGGCGUGAUCCGCUGUGAGCGCUGCGGCUAUAACACCAACCGUUACGAUCACUACGUCGCACACCUGAGGCACCACAAGAACGAAGGGGAUGAGCAGAGAGUGUUCAGGUGUACCAUUUGCCCAUACUCCACUGUCAGCCAGUAUCACUGGAAGAAGCACCUGAGGAACCAUUUUCCCAGCAAGCUGUUCACAUGCAACCAGUGCAGCUACUUCUCUGACAGGAAGAAUAACUACAUCCAGCACAUUCGCACACACACUGGUGAGCGUCCUUUCCAGUGUGUUUACUGUGACUAUUCAAGCUCUCAGAAGACCCAUCUCACACGGCACAUGAGAACACACUCUGGUGAGCGACCGUUCAAAUGUGACAGCUGCAGCUAUUUGGCAGCCAAUCAACACGAGGUGACGCGUCAUGCCAGGCAGGUGCAUAACGGACCCAAACCACUCAGCUGUCCUUACUGCCAGUACAAAACAGCCGAUCGCAGCAAUUUCAAAAAGCAUGUGGAGCUGCAUCUCAAUCCACGGCAGUUUCUUUGCCCCGUCUGCAAGUAUGCUGCAUCCAAGAAAUGCAACCUGCAGUAUCACAUCAAGUCCAGGCACCCAGGAUGCUCUGAUAUCUCCAUGGACGUGUCCAAGGUCAGGCUAAGGGUGAAGAAAGCAGAUGGGGAUGAUUCAAACGUAGGCCCCAUCAACCUCUCUAUUAAAAAGAGUGGAAAGACAAAUUUGGAUGGUGAGAGUGCCAAAAAACCCACAUCCGAACCCACGAAAGAAAAAACAUGUUUGAAGAGAGUGGAGAAAAGAGCUGCGCCAAGAAAUGAAGGAAACGAAACAAGCAGCAAGAAAGCGAGAAUUAAAGAAACUGUCCCCUGUGUUGAGAAACAAGAUGGAAGGAAAGACAAGGAGGUGAAAAAAGCAGAGAAGGUUGCAAAAUCUGCUGACAGAGUCACUAAAAGUCGCACUAAAAAAGAAGAAAAGGCUGCAAAGGAAAAGAAAGACAUAUUCACCAAAAAUCAGGAUGGUUCUGAAGAGGAAAACAGAGCAGAUCUCGAGAAGAGGCAGCCGAAUCAAAGGAUUGAGAAAGAAACGAGAGCAAAGGAGCAGAAGCAAAGAGAGGAGGAGGAAAGACGAGAAAGAAAGAGGCAGGAGUAUGAAAGACUGGUGAGAGCAAAGAAAGAGAAAGAACAGAAGCACAGGGAGGAGGAGGAGAGGAGAGUAAGAGAGCAACAGGAGAAAGAAAGACUUGAGCAGGAAAUGAGGGAGAAGGAGCAGGAAGAAAGGAGAGAAAGAGAGAGGGUGGAGAAAGAAAUGAAGGAGAAAAGUGAGGAGGAGGAACAGAGAAAGAGGGAUAGGCUGGAGAAAGAAAUGAGAGCAAAAGAGCUGAAGCAGCAGGAGGAGGAAGAGGAAAGAAGAAAAAGCGAGAGAGUGGAGAGAGAAUUGAGGGAGAAGGAGCUAAAGCAAAAGCAGGAGGAGGAAUGGAGAGAAAGAGAGAGGCUGGAGAAGGAAAGCAAACUCCAGAAAAAUGAUGUACAGAAAAGAGAGGUGGAAAAUGUUAAAGGUUCCAAAAAGGCACUAACCAGGAAAGCAACCAAGAAACAGGCAGGAGCAGUGAAUUGUGAUGUUCUGGAGAAGCCUCCGAAUCAUGAGGAAGCCAAGCCGAAAAUGGUGAAACGCAAAAAAGCAGAGAGUGCUCCCUCUCCUCAGGCAGAUAAGACCAAACGCAGGAAGGUAAAGAUUGCAAACAGUCAACACACAAGCAUAAGCACAUCUGAAGAGGUGAAGAGGUCAAAGGGCAAUGGAAGGCAAAGCAGAAAGACAAGCAAGGCGGCGGUAGGUGUUGAGGCAGCAAAAGCUCUGGAACAUUCCUCCGAACCUAAAAAAGUGCAGUCCAGCCCAGUAAAAGUUCAAAUCUCAACAGAGAAAGUGUCUCGCACUUCUGAAGAGCUGAGCAUAACCAAAAAUCCAUCAGAGGAGCCGUCUUUAGAAGAUGAAAUCACAAGCGUGAAGACCACCAUUGAAGGAAAGGGCACUGUGGAAGCACAGACAUCUUCAGAUAUCGAUAGUGGGACAGAUAGUCCAACACUGGACCUGUCCAAACCACCGUGUAGCAAAUCUCAGGACGGUGAAGACGAUGAGGGCAUCCACAGCCAUGAUGGCGGAAGUGACAUCAGCGACUGUGCCUCGGAGGUAAGUUACGACUCCGGGCUCAACGGGAAGCUUCCGGAAACACCGACUGAAGAGCUUCCGUCGCCCACGCAGUUGCUCAGCCACACGUGCGUGUUCUGUGACCGCACUUUCCCGCUGGAGAUGGACUACAGGCGGCAUCUCAAUCGCCACCUGGUUAACGUCUAUUACCUGGACACUGCAACACCGGGGAAAUAGUAGACUUCAUUUUCAGUCAUCUUGGUCAUUUAAAAGUGUCCAGUAGCAACCAUAAUUCAAGGCAGCUGGAUUUCGACUAUCAUUUAAAGCCUGACUUGCCUCUAGACAUCUUGACUUAAAGCCUCAGUAUUCUUUAUACAGAGAUGACAGUUGGAAGAUUUAGCAGAUGGUGCAUUUAGGAGGCAUUCUUUCACUAAUUAAUCAUCAUUUUGUCAUUUACCUCUCCCUGUGAGCUUUUUCUGGGCAUAUCUAAACGUAAAUCAGCUGUGCUGUGAAUAUGGUUGGUAAUUUCUGUCUGAUUGGCAUUUAUCAACAUGUGCACCUGAGUACGAAGAAACUCAGCGUUAGCAAAACUGGUCAGUCUGCCUGGAAUUUUUUGUUCAGUUUGGCGUACAAAAAUAUUUGCACACAGUGUUUUUUUGUUUUGUUUUUUUUUUUUU